Acipenser ruthenus (sterlet) is the source of this 2282-nucleotide messenger RNA. RefSeq names its product all-trans-retinol 13,14-reductase-like. NCBI's taxonomy places the organism in Eukaryota, Metazoa, Chordata, Actinopteri, Acipenseriformes, Acipenseridae. The transcript is spliced from 11 exons. The coding region runs from base 60 to 1898 and encodes 612 amino acids. The record is from RefSeq and is a predicted model, not a curated record.
UCAGUCAGUUGUGUCAACAUCGGCAUUGGUCACAGAAAGGGAGAGUGAAUAAAGGAAUAAUGAUGUCAGUAAUGUGGCUUACAGUGUUAGUUAUAGCAGUUGUGUUAGCUGUAUUACUUUACAAAUAUAUAUUUGGCAACGCAGGGUCUGACCCAUUUGCACUUGAUACCCGUCAACCUCCCAAACCUUUGGUGACAAUUAAUGCUGAAAGAAAUAAGGUUCUCAAGCAAGGUUUUACGACAAACAAGGUCCCGGAGCAUCUUGAUGCGAUUGUGAUUGGAAGCGGUAUUGGAGGACUCGGGGUGGCGUCUAUCUUGGCUAAAACUGGAAAACGAGUGCUGGUUCUGGAGCAGCAUGACCAAGCAGGAGGCUGCUGCCACACCUUCACUAAAAAGGGAUUUGAGUUUGAUGUUGGAAUACAUUACAUCGGAGAGCUACAGGAAUAUAAGCCAUUUCGUCAUCUGGUAGAUCAGAUCACUGAUGGUCAACUGCAGUGGGCCAGCUUGGACAACCCAUACGACAUGGUGGUUCUGGGUAGCCCAGAGAACAGGCGGGAAUAUCCCAUUUACAGCGGAAGGAAGCGGUUUACAGAGGAGCUAAAGAAACAUUUUCCGGAAGAGAAAGAAGCCAUUGACAAAUUUGUGGCCCUUGUUAAGAAAGUUGCCAAAGGAGUUUCAUUCGUGGCUGUACUGAAAAUGAUUCCCAUGCCGCUGGCAAAGUUCCUGAUCUGCUCAGGACUCCUCAGAUUGUUCAGUCCGUUUUAUAAGAUGGCCUCCAGGAGCCUCACCGACGUGGUGAGCGAGCUAACAUCGAAUAAAGAACUCCAAGCAGUCUUCAGUUACAUCUUUCGUACCUAUGGAGUAAUCCCAAAAGAUGCUAGUUUUUCUUUGCAUUCCUUGCUGGUUAGCCAUUACCUAGAAGGUGCAUGGUACCCUAAAGGAGGUGCCAGUGAGAUUGCCUAUCAUAUCAUCCCCACUAUAGAGAAAGCAGGGGGAGCAGUGCUUGUCCGAGCUCCGGUACAGAGCAUCCUGGUAAAUGAAGCCAAAGAAGCUUAUGGUGUAACUGUAAGGAAAGGCCAAGAGGAAGUACACAUCCAUGCUCCUAUCGUGAUCUCCGACGCAGGACUGUUUAACACCUAUGAGAGCCUUUUACCAAAAGAAAUGCAAAGUUUACCAGCUAUUCAGUCCCAGCUCAGCAUGGUGAAACAUGGAGAAGCAGGAUUUAGUGUAUUUAUUGGGCUAAAUGGCACAAAGGAAGAACUGGGAUUGACCGCGACUAAUUACUGGAUUUAUCCAGAAAAUAACCUUGACGAACUGGUGGAAAACUAUUUGAAUUCCUCAAAGGAAGAUGCUGUCAAAUUAGCUCCAGUGGUUUAUAUUGCAUCCCCUUCUGCCAAAGACCCUACAUGUGAAGAAAGAAACCCAGGCAAGUCUACGCUCUCUCUUAUAACAUUCACCCGCUAUGAGUGGUUUGAAGACUGGAAGGAUGAGCGGGUCAGCAACAGAGGAGAGGAGUAUAAAAACCUUAAAGAAUCUUUUGUCAAAAACCUAGUUGAUGCAGCUAUUGAAAUAUUUCCACGGAUUAAAGGCAAGAUUGAGCUGGUAGAAGCUGGGACGCCUGUUACCAAUCAGUACUACAUAGCAGCUUCCCGAGGUGAAAUCUAUGGUUGUGAUCAUAACAGAUCCCGGUUCAAUCCAGAGACCAGUGCUGCCAUCCGAUCCCAGACCCCAGUAAAGAAUCUCUUCUUGACAGGGCAGGAUGUUUUCCUGUGUGGAUUUGCAGGGGCCCUUGCAGGUGCUCUGACCUGUGGCUCUGCCGUUCUGGGACGCAACUUGCACUUGGACCUGUUGCGUCUGAAGAUACGACUGAAGACUACAAAUUCCAAGAAAAACAGUUAAAAGGAACUCCCAUAAAAAAACAUACUCUUCUCUCUAUAUGCCUUAUUGCUAAUGAUAUUCAUUUCACACCCCUUUACACACUUCUUUUGCACUAUAGUCCGAUUGUCUAUUCAGAGAUAUCAAGAUGUUUUGUAAUCAACAAGGCUAAAUAAGGUGAAAUGGUUUUAAAAGCACUUUAUAUAAUAAAGCUUUUUUUUUUUAAUGAUGAUUUGUAAAAAUAGUCUAAUGCGUUAAGCCUCACCUGAUUUUCCUAACAAUCAUGUUUUAUAGUUAUUCAUCUAAAGGCAGCUUGCUAGAUUCACAAAGCUAUAUAAACUGCUAUUAAUGUACAUUAGAAACAAGUUUGUUACUAGACAAGCCACUGAAAUAAAGGUCUGGGUUGUU